UAGUAUUUCGAGCACUGCUAUCAUUGGCUUGUGUAUUCCUGCUUUUUCAGCUUCUGACGUGCCAAGAAGGUGUCCAACAAGAGCAGCUGAUGGCAGAAAAACCCCAGACAGAAUGGAGCAGUGGUCUCGGCGAUUGCUUUGAGGAUGCAAGCACUUGUUGCUAUGGUUUCUGGUGUGGACCUUGCCUUACCUGCACCGUUUCAGGAAGAUUUGGAGAGAACAGUUGUCUCCCCUUAUGUGAUAUACUUCCUUCUGCAAUGACACUUCUUUGGACACCUCUGAUUGUUCCUCCUGCAGCCUUAUCUGUACGGGCUGCCAUGCGUAACAGAUAUGGUAUCAAGGGGUCUCUCUGGAAGGACAUCGCAAUUUCCUGUUGUUGCUCCUGGUGCUCCUGGUGUCAGAUGCAUCGUGAGUUAAAACAUCGCAUGAAAGUCCCUGUUGUCAUUAACAUGCAGCCUCAAACAAUCGUCAACAUGCCGCCUCAAACUCUUGUCAGCAUGCAGCCACAGGCUCUGGUCAGCAUGCAGCCACAGGCUCUUUACAGCAUGCAGCCUAACCCUGUGAUGAUGCCUGCAAACGUUUGUACAGCUGGCUUUGUGAGCCAACCAGGAGUUGCAAUGCCUCCAGAAUAACCCCGCUACUUGUUCUGAUCUUUUUAGUGUAUUUAAUUAACUAAGCUAUUGGGAAUUUUAACUGUGUUCCUAUAGAACUCUUUACAUUGAUCAUGCUGUGUUUCUGGUUCAGUUAUGUUACUUUUUUAGGUUUUAGGUUGUCUGGGUUAGGUGGCUUAAGUUCUGUUGGAUUUUUGUUUUAUGCCCUGUUUUUAAUUCUAAAGUGUGGUUUUUUGGUUUUCAGUUGUUACAUUUAGGAUGGGUUUUCUUUGUUUUAGAUUUGCAUUUUACAUAUUUUUUGUAUCACAACAGAAGCUCAGUUUCUGAUUACCAUACUUGUUCUCUGUAAUCAUGUUCUUCAUUAUAUUUCUGUUCGGGUUUUUCCUUUGUUUGGUAUCAUCUUCAUCUUUGUCCUAGCUCCUUCCCUGUCAGUCACAUGUGUAUGCAGCCCUCAGGUCACUGUGUACUGGUGUCUUACUCCUAAAGUAGGGAUUAAAACAUAUAAAGAAGCAUCUUUUAGUUUUUAUAGGCCUUGCCUGUGCAACAGCCUACCAGAGAACCCAAGGGCAGCUGGGAAUGUAGAUAUAAAUAAAAAAAACUUAAGACUUACCGUUGUUUGUGUUUUGUUUUUAUUCCUUUUAUUUCAGAUUAGAAUAUAACAUAUAUAACUUUGUAUG
This is a messenger RNA of Melanotaenia boesemani (Boeseman's rainbowfish), 1288 nucleotides long. RefSeq names its product cornifelin-like. The transcript is spliced from 5 exons. NCBI's taxonomy places the organism in Eukaryota, Metazoa, Chordata, Actinopteri, Atheriniformes, Melanotaeniidae. The record is from RefSeq and is a predicted model, not a curated record. The coding region runs from base 90 to 632 and encodes 180 amino acids.